GGAAUUUUACUCCGGAAUUUGAAGAAUUGUUUUCCAAAAUAAUUCUCUGUUUUUGUUUGGUAUAGAAGUAGACCAAAAGAAAACAUGAUUUCAUGAACUUGAAGUCGACUCACAUGUAACAGCUGUUUCAGAACUUUUUGUUUUCCAAAAGCAGACAUGUGAUAACAUGAUUUCACCCAAAAAAAGCUUCCAAAUGUCAUCCUUUUCUGAUUCCGAUUUCCUCCAACUUUUAUCGGGUAUUGAUCUGAUAGCUAGAGGCAAGAGCAAGAAGACCAAGAGAAGAUCUCCAAAGUCAGAUGAUGUCUACCCUAAGCUUAAUGUCAAGCUUUACUGUUUUCUGGUAAGGAGAACUCAAAGCAAGUUCAAUGUUGUGAUAUUGAAGAGGCAUUCUAUGAGAAAAUCAACAAAGCUUCUCUUUAUCUAUAUAGGGUUUUCUCGUCGAGCUCUUCACGAGUUCAUGAGAAAUUGUCUUCCAAUGGAAUUGAAUCUGCGCAAGGGGGACAAGGUUUGGGUCGAAGAUAAGGAUUUGGCUUGGAUUGCUGCUGAUGUGCUCGAUUCUUCUGAUAACAAGCUCCAUGUAGAAACUUCUACUGGGAAGAAGGUUAUUGUUUCCCCGGAAAAGCUAUUUCGGAGGGAUCCCGACGAUGAAGAGCAUAAUGGAGUGGAUGAUAUGACCAAACUGACAUACUUGCACGAAGCUGGUGUGCUUUAUAAUCUACAGAGGAGAUACGCUCUGAAUGAUAUAUAUACAUACACUGGAAGCAUUCUGAUUGCUGUAAAUCCAUUUAAAAAGCUUCCACAUCUCUACAAUGGGCACAUGAUGGAGCAGUACAAGGGAGCACCAUUCGGUGAGCUCAGUCCUCAUGUUUUUGCAGUUUCUGAUGUUGCAUACAGAGCAAUGAUUGACGACAGUCGAAGUCAGUCAAUACUUGUCAGCGGUGAAAGUGGAGCUGGAAAAACUGAGACAACCAAACUAAUCAUGCAGUAUCUUACAUUUGUUGGAGGACGUGCUACUGACGAUGAUAGAAGUGUUGAGCAGCAAGUCCUUGAAUCAAAUCCUCUCUUGGAAGCAUUUGGCAAUGCAAAAACAGUUAGAAAUGAUAACUCCAGCCGUUUUGGAAAGUUUGUCGAAAUCCAGUUUGACACAAAUGGUAGAAUAUCUGGUGCUGCAAUCAGAACCUAUCUUCUGGAGAGAUCACGUGUAGUCCGCAUAACAGACCCCGAGAGGAAUUAUCAUUGUUUUUAUCAAUUGUGCGCUUCGGGGAAUGACGCUGAGAAAUAUAAACUAAGCAACCCUCGUCAAUUUCAUUAUUUAAAUCAAAGCAAGACCUAUGAACUAGAAGGAGUCAGCAGCGCAGAAGAGUAUAAGAAUACAAGGAGGGCAAUGGAUAUUGUGGGCAUAAGUCAUGAUGAGCAGGAAGGGAUAUUCCGCACACUUGCUGCGAUUCUACAUCUUGGAAAUGUUGAGUUUUCCUCAGGGAGAGAGCACGACUCUUCAGUGGUAAAGGAUCUGGAAUCUAGAAAUCAUCUGCAGAUGGCUGCUGAUCUUUUCAAGUGUGAUGCAAAUCUUUUGCUGGCUUCUCUCUGCACACGUUCAAUUCUGACCCGUGAAGGUAUCAUUAUCAAAGCACUCGACCCUAAUGCUGCUGUUGCUAGCCGGGAUACCCUCGCGAAGACCGUUUACGCCCAUCUGUUUGACUGGCUGGUUGAUAAGAUCAAUAAGUCUGUUGGGCAAGAUCCAGAAUCUCGUUUUCAAAUAGGAGUCCUGGACAUUUAUGGCUUUGAAUGUUUUAAGAAUAACAGUUUUGAACAAUUUUGCAUCAACUUUGCAAAUGAAAAGCUGCAGCAACAUUUCAAUGAGCAUGUAUUCAAGAUGGAGCAGGAUGAGUACAGAAAAGAAGAAAUUAAUUGGAGUUAUAUCGAGUUUAUUGACAACCAAGAUGUCUUGGACCUUAUUGAGAAGAAGCCUAUUGGGGUAAUUGCACUCUUGGAUGAAGCUUGCAUGUUUCCUAGAUCAACUCAUGAGUCAUUUUCAAUGAAGCUGUUUCAGAACUUUAAAUUUCAUUCGAGAUUGGAGAAGGAAAAAUUUUCAGAGACGGAUUUUACUCUCUCUCAUUAUGCUGGCAAGGCAAGUCUUGCUCUAGGACAUAGCUUAAUGUUAUUUUGUUUCAUUAAGAUCUCAAUGAGUUUGUGCCACACCAUUUCUGCAGCCCCGGAGGAGUCUACCAGAUCUUCUUACAAAUUUUCUUCUGUGUCUUCCAGAUUUAAGCAACAACUUCAAGCCCUCAUGGAAACUCUCAGCAAAACAGAGCCUCACUAUGUUCGGUGUGUGAAGCCAAACUCACUCAACAGACCUCAAAAAUUUGAGAGUCUUAGUGUUUUACAUCAACUUCGUUGUGGGGGUGUACUGGAAGCUGUUCGGAUUAGUCUAGCAGGGUAUCCCACUCGAAGGAAUUAUUCAGACUUCGUGGAUCGUUUUGGUCUGCUAGCUCCAGAAUUCAUGGAUGAGAGCAAUGAUGAGCAGGCACUGACUGAGAAAAUCUUGAGUAAAUUAGGUCUUCGGAAUUAUCAGCUAGGAAGGACAAAAGUGUUCCUAAGAGCUGGUCAAAUUGGCAUUUUGGACUCUAGGCGGACUGAAGUGCUUGAUGCUUCUGCAAGACUCAUUCAGCGAAGACUGAGAACAUUUGUUACACAACAGAACUUCAUCUCUGCGCGGGCUUCUGCAAUUUCAAUUCAGGCAUACUGUAGAGGAUGCCUGUCUCGAAAUGCUUAUGCCACCAGAAGGAAUGCUGCGGCAGCGGUCUUGGUCCAAAAGCAUGUACGCAGGUGGCUGUCAAGAUGUGCAUUUGUAAAACUUGUAUCAGCUGGCAUUGUAAUACAGUCUUGCAUCCGUGGUGACUCAACUCGCUUAAAGUUUUUACAUCAGAAAGAGCAUCGAGCAGCUUCUCUAAUUCAGGCUCAUUGGAGAAUCCAUAAGUUUCGCUCAGCAUUCAGGCACCGUCAGUCAUCUAUUAUUGCUAUUCAGUGUCGUUGGCGACAGAAGCUUGCGAAUAGAGAGUUCAGAAAACUUAAACAGGCUGCUAAUGAAGCAGGUGCUUUGCGGUUAGCUAAAACGAAACUUGAAAAACGGUUAGAAGAUCUUGAAUGGCGGUUGCAGCUCGAGAAACGAUUGAGAACAAGUGGUGAGGAGGCCAAGUCAAGUGAAAUAUCCAAGCUUCAGAAAACAUUGGAAUCCUUCAGCCUCAAAUUAGACGCAGCUAGGCUGGCUACCAUUAAUGAGUGCAAUAAAAAUGCGGUACUUGAAAAGCAACUAGACAUAUCCAUGAAGGAGAAGUCUGCUGUUGAAAGAGAGCUUAAUGGAAUGGUUGAAGUAAAAAAAGAUAACGCCUUGUUGAAGAAUUCGAUGAACUCCUUGGAAAAGAAGAAUCUGGUUCUGGAGAAGGAGCUUCUCAAUGCUAAAACCGAUUGCAAUAACACACUACAGAAGUUGAAGGAAGCUGAAAUAAGAUGUUCUGAACUCCAGACGAGUGUUCAAUGUCUUGAGGAGAAACUCUCUCAUCUGGAAAACGAGAACCAUGUCUUGAGGCAAAAGACGCUAAUCACAUCCCCAGAGAGAAUAGAACAGGUACUUGGUGAAAAGCACGCUAGUGCUGUUGUACCAGCCCAAAAUGACAGGAGAUCUGUAUUUGAGACACCAACACCUUCAAAGCACAUCAUGCCAUUUUCACAUAGCCUGUCAGAGUCACGUAGAUCAAAAUUCACUGCAGAAAGAAACCGGGAGAACUACGAAUUGCUCUCCAGGUGUAUAAAGGAAAAUUUGGGAUUCAAUGAUGAUAAGCCACUGGCUGCUUGUGUAAUAUACAAAUGUCUUCUGCACUGGCAUGCCUUUGAAUCUGAGAGCACAGCCAUAUUUAACAUCAUUAUUGAGGGAAUCAAUGAAGCCCUGAAGGGUGGAGAUGAAAACGGUGUAUUACCAUAUUGGCUCUCAAACGCUUCAGCACUUCUAUGCCUCUUGCAGAGAAAUCUGCGGUCAAAUAGUUUUCUAAAUGCUAGUGCUCAGCGUUCUGGGAGGGCUGCAUAUGGAGUAAGGUCUCCUUUUAAACUUCAUGUACCUGACGAUGGUGCUUCGCAUAUAGAAGCUAGAUAUCCAGCAUUAUUAUUUAAACAGCAGCUGACAGCAUGUGUGGAGAAGAUUUAUGGUUUAAUUCGUGAUAAUUUGAAAAAGGAAUUAUCACCGCUUCUGGGAUCAUGCAUUCAGGCACCCAAAGCUUCACGAGGGAUUGCUGGAAAAUCUAGAUCACCAGGUGGUGUGCCGCAGCAAUCACCGAGUAGUCAAUGGGAAAGUAUACUCAAAUUCUUGGAUUCUCUUAUGUCCCGCCUACGCGAAAAUCAUGUACCCUCGUUCUUCAUUCGCAAACUUGUGACUCAGGUUUUCUCAUUUAUCAACCUAUCACUUUUCAACAGUCUUCUUCUUCGUCGUGAAUGUUGCACAUUUUCAAAUGGGGAAUAUGUGAAAUCUGGGAUUUCAGAAUUGGAGAAGUGGAUAGCCAAUGCGACGGAGGAGUUUGCAGGAACAUCUUGGCACGAGUUAAAUUACAUUAGACAAGCUGUUGGAUUUUUGGUUAUACACCAGAAAAGAAAGAAAUCAUUGGAUGAAAUUAGGCAGGAUCUAUGCCCGGUAUUGACAAUAAGGCAAAUAUAUAGAAUAAGUACGAUGUACUGGGAUGAUAAAUAUGGAACUCAAAGUGUCUCAAAUGAGGUGGUUUCUCAAAUGAGGGUACUUUUGGACAAGGAUAACCAAAAACUAACAUCAAAUUCGUUCUUGCUGGAUGAUGAUAUGAGCAUUCCUUUCUCCGCAGAAGAUAUAGACAAGGCUAUUCCAGUAUUAGACCCAUCAGAAAUAGAACCACCAAAAUUCGUAUCAGAAUAUACUUGUGCACAGUCCCUUGUGAAGAAACCCUCCACAGCUUCAACCUCAAAGCAGAUCAUUUGAUACAUAUGAGCUUGAUUAUGCAUCAAUUGGAGUUGCCAUUAGACUUGAUAUUGCAAAUUUCUCUUUAAGAGAAUGAACAAUUUGAAGCUUAGACUUGGUAAUUGUAGAAUUAUGCUAUGGCCAAAUGUUUGUAGUCGUGCAACUUUGUCAGUGAUUUUUUUCUUUCUUUUGUUUGGACUGUAUAUGGUAGAACAUCUUUGUAAAUAUUAAGUAAUGAAUUCUCAUAAUUCUU
Molecule: messenger RNA, 5225 nt
Organism: Arabidopsis arenosa
Lineage: Eukaryota; Viridiplantae; Streptophyta; Magnoliopsida; Brassicales; Brassicaceae
Source: the annotation of a GenBank genome assembly